Messenger RNA from Cokeromyces recurvatus, 1635 nucleotides. Its product is annotated as DHHC palmitoyltransferase-domain-containing protein. The record is from RefSeq and is a predicted model, not a curated record. Bases 22 to 1515 code for a protein of 497 amino acids. Lineage: Eukaryota; Fungi; Mucoromycota; Mucoromycetes; Mucorales; Mucoraceae. Gene Ontology annotation, biological process: peptidyl-L-cysteine S-palmitoylation; protein targeting to membrane. Gene Ontology annotation, cellular component: Golgi apparatus; endoplasmic reticulum. The transcript has 6 exons. Gene Ontology annotation, molecular function: protein-cysteine S-palmitoyltransferase activity.
UUUUUUUUUUAGGGACUAUUAAUGGGCAUAUUUUCACUAUUCAAUAUUAAACGUACCUCAGGUAUCACAUAUGCUUGGGAAAGAAAUGAUUGGUAUAGAAGGCAUGGUUAUCAAGUGCCUAUCGAUACAUACCUAAUCUUGCAAUGGAUCUGUUUAAUCAUGUUCGAUGGUGUUUUUUUCUUUUUCUUGAUUUAUUUUACAACAACAAAAUAUGCUGAUAUUAAUAUAACAAACGACAUGCCUAUAAAAGACAUUUAUAAAAGCUGGAUUGAUUUAAAUGUUCCAUACGAGAAUCCAUUAACCUCUUGGAAGAGUAUUAUUAUGUUCGGACUUACCACAAUGGUAAAGAUUCUCAGCAUAUGUACAUCAAUAAUUGAAACAGAAGAUCCAAUUGUAGCUAAUCAACGUACACAUGUGAAUCGAAGUCAAUCUUAUGUUAGAAGAUACGGUAUACCAGUUAUAGAUAGUGUUACCAGUAUUUGCAAUAUAUGCCGUAUUAAAGUAUCAAAAAGUACUCGACAUUGUAAGGUGUGUAAUAAAUGUGUAGAUCAAAUGGAUCAUCACUGCAAAUGGUUAAACUGCUGUAUAGGAAAGAACAACUACAAGAUAUUCUUAACUCUAAUCGUUUCUGCAUUUCUUGCUUUAUUAUGGUAUACAUGUAUAGCAUUCCAUGUUUUAUGGACUUGCUUUUAUGAUAAACAUAUUUUUAUAAUUCAUGCAUUCGAAGUAUUUAAUAUAACGAUAAAAGAGAAGCAACAGCAGUUUACAUAUGAUUAUAAUAAUUUAAACCAACUUUAUUUACUCUGCAUCUCAAUUACAGUAUUGAUUACUCUAAUAGCUUUUAUUUCAUUUGUUUCUAUUACAAGACUCUUAUUAUUCCAUAUAAAGCUUGCUAAGCUCAAUUUAACAACGAUUGAAUAUCUAACUUCUGCUAUGUUAAAUGACGCAUACAAACAUAACAAUUUCUUUUCAGAUGAGGAAGAAGAAGAAGAGGAGGAGGAGGAGGAGGAGGAGGAUGAAAUGUACGACUCAGACUCAGAUUGUUAUUUUGAUUAUUAUAGCAAUGGUGUAAGGAAAAGAUCGUUCAGACAUUAUCAUCAUUGGAAGACGUAUCGUCUCUAUCUUUUGGUGACACGUAAAUUGAGACGUACCUGGAUUUUAAUAGCACGUAUCAUGAUCCCAGGCUAUAGGUUAAAAAGAACAAGUUCCUGUUGUUCUGUAUUGAUAAGAAAAAGACCUUUAUUAAAAAAGAACCAAGACAUACAUAUUGAACAUAAUAAGAAUGAAGACCUCUUUGCAAUUAAAACGAUACGACCCAUUAUUAGAUUAAGUGAAGAUGAAGAUAAUAAGAUUAAUUACAAAGAUCAUAUGGGGUUAGAUUUAACUGUUCUUGAAAUGACGGAAGGAAACAAAGUGCUACGAACAUCUAAUAUGAAUAAAGCUGCAAGGCUUUUGGACAUGUCUGAAGAAGAAGCCAAAUUAUAUAUGAUGGAACAACAAGGACACAAAAAAUAACCGUUAUUCUCCAUGACAAUACUAAAUGAAGAUAAUGCGUUUUAUAACUAUAUAGACUGAAUAUAAUGAUAGCGCAAAAUACCUCAUUAUUGUUAUACCCUUAUUUUUAUUAAAAAAGAA